Messenger RNA from Phialemonium atrogriseum, 1335 nucleotides. RefSeq lists its product as uncharacterized. Gene Ontology annotation, molecular function: S-adenosylmethionine-dependent methyltransferase activity. The transcript has a single exon. The record is from RefSeq and is a predicted model, not a curated record. Lineage: Eukaryota; Fungi; Ascomycota; Sordariomycetes; Cephalothecales; Cephalothecaceae. Bases 157 to 954 code for a protein of 265 amino acids.
GAUGUGGCUUGUAUUUAUGUUCCAUUGGGUACUACUAUGUAAUUAACACCAAUAGCUGAUUUUGCGCUUCAACAACAUUUACAUUUUAGCUGAAGGCUGCCUUGUGAACUGCCGCUCUAAUUAGCUUGCAAUUCCACAGCAGAUCAUUUCAGCAAAAUGAAUUCCAACCACCAGCAGCAUACUGGGCAGAUAUUGUACGAAGCAGGCCAACCACUGCCGGAAGAUCACAUCCGAAACAUCAGGCAAUCGACCAACAAGCCUGAAACGCCAGCAAAACCCACAUUUGGCCUGGAUUCUCCGAAAGGGUUGCUCGCCUCGAACGUUACGGCGCCCAUUUACCUCCACGCGUCACUGCGAGGCAAACAUGUCGUCUGGGACAAGCUUCUCUCCGAGGUCCCAGAUAGCCUCUUCUACCAGCCUGCCCUAGAUGUCGGCUGCGGCCGGGGUAUGGUGCUGCUCAAGAUUGCGCAGCGCAAGAAGGACCUUGCCGCCGCUGGAUCCGGAUCCUCCAAUUACCCGGAGGUCCACCCGGCGUACGGGAUCGACAUCUUUAAUUCGGAGGACCAAACCGGCAACUCCCCCGUCGCGACAUACAAGAACGCAGCUGCUGUGGAAGUUCUCGACUACGCUGUUCUGCACACCGCAAGCUUCACGGAGAGGCUCCCUUUUGCGGACGGCGUCUUCUCCCUGGUCACGUCGAGUCUGGCGAUACACAACGUUUCCCGGGACGGGCAGGCGGCGGCAGUAAAGGAGAUUGCAAGGGUCUGUGCCCCAGGAGGCAGAGUUAUCAUCGUAGAUCUUUUCCGAGUGAAGGACCACAGCGCUCUUCUGAGAGACAUGGGUUGGAAGAACGUGCGGGUUAAGGGAGCGGGAAUACGAAUGUUGUUUGGAAUUCUGCCUUGUCAGAUUCUGACCGCAGUAAAGCCUGAAACUGUGGCAUCAGAAAUAGCAUAAGUUGUAUCAGAGCAACCCCCCAAGAUGUUAAGAUAUCUUACCUGACGGUGGAAAAAUGGGAGGACUGCGCCAAAAUCGCUCUCGGAGGUGUUUAGGGAGUUCGAUACGCCCUCCUGCUAUCUGGGUAGCACGAGGAUAGGCGUGCUGCAGACAAGGUACGGCCUGGUGGGUUCGGGGACCUGCAAGGACAGUCGGGCGAUCACCAAGGAGUUCGUCGAGGCUAGGGGGCGCGUUUUCCACAUCAAUAUCCGGUUGAGGUCGGCUCUUCUCUUGUCUAACAAGUUUCUAAAUGUUGCUAGAAUAAGAGAUUAAGAGUGUGCAUCGCACCUAGCCCCAUGCUUCACUGGGCACGGAGAGUAAUAAUUACGACAUCUUUUCAAC